GUGUCAGUAGCCGAUAAGUGCCCGACAAAAUUGCAAAUGGCGGAGAAAGCCUCAAUUUCUGAACGUUAUUGAAAUUGUAAAAAAUUUAUUAAUUAUUUUGUGGAAUAGUGUAAAGUAUCGGUGAUUUUAUUAAAAUGACAUAUUUUUUAUUGUGAGUGAAGAAAAAGUGAUUAGAUGUUGAAACUGGUGUGUGAAUGGCAUAAAAGUGAAUGUUGUAAUUUAAAGUGAAAAUCGUCGAAAAGAGGGAAAAUGUCUUAUCCGGGACAGCCACCGAUGGGAAUACCGGGAAUGCCCCCCAUGCCUUAUAUGGUGGGUGCUCCUCCUCCCAUAAUUGGAGGUGUUAUGCCAAUGCCGCAUAUGAUUCCGACGCCUGUUUCUGCGAUGCAAACUUCUGCACCAGCUGUACGUUAUCCACGUAAUAACGCUCAACCACGUCCAGAACCACCUCGACGUCGGGAGCGUGAAACAGGUCCACCAGUGACGGUGUUUGUUGGAAAUAUUAUGGAUCGUGCUCCGGAUGUGAUGAUACGACACAUUUUAGGUGCAUGUGGUCAUGUCCUCUCCUGGAAGAGGGUUCAGGCUUUUGGAUUUUGCGAGUAUGCAGGUCCAGAUGCAGGUCUCAGGGCCGUUCGUCUUCUUCAUGACAUGGAAAUUGGAAAUAAAAAGCUUGUCGUUAAAGUUGACGCCAAGACCAAAGUUGUUUUGGAUCAAUUCAAAGCUGAAAAAAGGAAGAAACUUCGCGGUGGACAGUCACCAUUACAGGAUGAAACGCCAACAGAAAACGCAGACGGCGAUGAUGGAGAUGAUUAUAUGGACGAAGUAAUGAGAGUAGUUGAUUCCGAUGCUCUUACUCGAAUUAAUCAGAUUAUACAUGAACACACUGGCGACAUUGAAGUAGCUCAAUCUACUCCAGAUGAUCAUCCGGUCAAAGUGUCAACUAAACAGUUGAAUCUAGACGAUGCGGAAAUAGAGGAAAGUAAGCGGGACUUAAUCACUCGGGAAAUUGGAAAAUUCAGAGAAGUCAUGAAGAAGCAGGAGGAGGAAAAGGCUCAAGUGAAGAAAAAGAAGGAGGCUGUGGAAAAAGAAGAGAGAGAAAAGCGCGAGAGGGAGAGAAAAGAUAGACGCGACGAAGAUGGAAAUCGAGAAGAUAAUGACGCUGAACCCGGAAGCCCAUCCCGUAAGACCCGCGGUGACAGUACAAGUAAAAGAGAAAAACGACGCUCCAGGUCAAGAUCCAAGGAUCGUGAUCGAGAUCGCGCAAGAAGUGACAGGGAACGUGACCGUGACAGGGAUCGGGAUCGGGACAGAGAUCGCGACAGGGAACGUGAGAGGGAACGGGAGAGAGAAAGGGAACGUGAACGUGAAAGAGAGAGGGAACGUGAUCGUGAAAGAGAACGUGAACGGGAACAACGGGAACGUGAGCGUGAACGUGAUCGUGAGCGGGAACGGGAAGAGGCGAGAAAAAGUGAGAGGGAAAUUCUUCGUGAACGUGAGGAGGAAGAGGAGGCGAAGGAGAGAAAGAAAAAUGAUAGGCGAUCUAGAGAGAAGGACGCGGCCUAUCAGGAACGUCUUAGAACUUGGGAGGGUAGAGAGAGACGUAAAUUGAAGGAAUACGAAAAGGAGGCAGAAAAGAAAAGAGCGAAACGAGAUCUCAGGGAGAGAGAAGCAAAGAGACUCAAGGAAUUUCUUGAGGAUUAUGACGAUGACAGGGAUGACGCUAAAUAUUACAAGGGUAAAGAACUUUCGCGUCGCUUGGAAGAAAGAGCAGCCGAAGCUGAAACUGAUUCACGUGAUCGUUGCGCUGAACGACAAGAGUUGCAACGUCUUCGCGAUAAAAUACACGCCGAUGCUUCACAAACUGAUCCUGAUGCUGAAUUUGAGAGGUUGAAAGCGGAACGGGAAGAGCAAUACAAACCCAAACCGGUAAUAACGAUACUCGACGACGAGGAUGAAAAGCUUUUGAAGAAGAAUGAUAACGAAAUUUUACCUCCUAUUGAAACCGAACCAAUUGACAGUGAUAGCGAUGACGGUGUUCAUUUCGAUGACGUAUUACAACCGGAACCAUCGAGAACACCGCCGAGACCACAUCAUCAUCAUCGUAGGCAUCAUAGACAUCAUCAAAAUCAUCAUCGUGACGGAGAUGAAAAUGAGGAAUUAAUUGAAAUUGACAGGGAGAGUUCGAAAGAAAAAAGGCCAUCGCCAGUUGUCAUUAGAGCAACAACACCGGUACAAGCAAUGCCACCGCAUCAUGAUGAAGAUUCGAGAAUGUCUCUCGUUAGUGAACCGGAGAAAACCGGCGGCAGUAAUUUUGUACCGUUUGCAAUGGGAGCCAGUGGAAUGCGCACCAAUGAUCAUGCCGUAGGAAACAAAACACCUGCGAGUCCAACAUUACCUACGAAUGCGCAUUCACAUCCUAAUCAAGUCAAGAAAAAGGGACGUAUUGAUGUUAAGGACGUUUUUAAUAAUGAUGAUGAUGACGAUACCACCAGUAAUUCGAAGAAACGAAAACUUGUUCCUCUUGAUUACGGUGAAGAUAAAAAGAAGAAAGAUGAGACAAACGCGAAGUCUGGCAAGGAGGAAAAUUCAAAAUCACAAGAAGAGAAGAGAAAGCAUAUUAAAUCUCUUAUCGAUAAAAUACCGACAGACAAAACUGCACUCUUUGGUUAUCAACUCGAUUGGGCUGUAAUCGAUAAUACACUAAUGGAAAAGAGAAUACGUCCUUGGAUCAAUAAGAAGAUUAUUGAAUAUAUUGGAGAACCUGAACCAACGUUAGUCGAUUUUAUUUGCAGUAAAGUCAUGGCUGGAAGUUCUCCACAGGGUAUUCUCGACGAUGUACAAAUGGUAUUAGACGAGGAGGCAGAGGUAUUCGUGGUAAAAAUGUGGAGGUUACUAAUAUACGAAGUUGAAGCAAAAAAAAUGGGUUUAGUGAAAUAAAGAAUAAAUUCUCAUGUGUUUAUAAACGAUUGAAACUGAUUAUAGUUUUUGCAACACAAAAGAAAUUCCUACAAUAUUGGUGUAAUGAGUAGUUUUUAAAAACUCAUAUACAUUUAUCUAUGUAUCAUUAUUUUGAAAUAUGAUAAUUGAUAAUUUAACCGCGGUUGAUCGUGCGGUGAUAAAACAAAAUGGACACACUUCCCGAGAUUUCAAAUGUUACAAAAAGAAAAA
Molecule: messenger RNA, 3165 nt
Organism: Leptopilina heterotoma
Lineage: Eukaryota; Metazoa; Arthropoda; Insecta; Hymenoptera; Figitidae
Product: RNA-binding protein 25
Exons: 12
Coding region: 250-2934 (894 amino acids)
Biological process (GO): regulation of alternative mRNA splicing, via spliceosome; mRNA processing
Cellular component (GO): spliceosomal complex
Molecular function (GO): mRNA binding
Source: RefSeq, a predicted model, not a curated record